Messenger RNA from Thyridium curvatum, 3123 nucleotides. RefSeq lists its product as uncharacterized. The record is from RefSeq and is a predicted model, not a curated record. The transcript has a single exon. Lineage: Eukaryota; Fungi; Ascomycota; Sordariomycetes; Thyridiales; Thyridiaceae. The coding region runs from base 1 to 3123 and encodes 1040 amino acids.
AUGAACAGCACCAAACCGCUCGCUCGUCGCGACGCCUUGCCAUCGCCGUCAGAUGGCCCGGAGGACUGGGAGGACUGGGAAGAGGAUGGCCAAACAAGUCCAAUCGGCAGCGACAAAGGCCGGCUUCUAGUUCCUUCGGCCACCGCCCAAGGCACCUCACGCCUUAAAAUUGCGCCCCCAGGAUAUUCAGAAGCUCGCCAGGGAGCAGUUCGCAACUCGGUCCACAAACCAAAGAGGCUUUUCUCCCGGGGCCGACAGAAGGCCCAGAAUGCCAAGGCCGGGAUCAAGCUUGUGACGGACAUGUCCAAAUUCCGCAAGCAGCAGCAUAUUGCUUACCAGCUGAGAUCGGCCGCCGAAGCCGACUCGAGGACGGGCAAAUUUGUGGACGCGGCCGCUCUGAGAGCCCUCGAGGGAACGCCGACAUCUGCGUCCGUGGGCAGCUUUUCCUGGCUGAGGCGAAAGCAAGCAUUUGCAGGUGAGGUCAACUCGCCGCACCAACCUCACAGCGGGCUCUCCCCUGCCGACCGUCCGAUCAUGAUAGGAAUCGCUUUGCCAGAGGACGAUGCGGCGGCCCGGGUAAUCAGUCCGCAAACAGCUAUCAUUGAGACCCCGUUGGACUUGCGGAGACAUUUUCCUGCAUCCCAGCCCAACGCCUCCAAGACACCUGAAGCACAAGAACCCCAUUCGGUCUGGUCACCUGAUACGGAUGAUGGAUCGUCUCUUCCCGCAUCUCGUGUAGCCUCAAGCGUCUACUCCCAACCAGGCCGGCCCAGCUCACAGAGCGAUGUGCCACCAGUGCCGAUGCUUCCAUCUGCCUAUGCGAAUCCGUCUCACAGAGGCGACCAUCGUGUGGAAGAAGAUGAUGACGACGCUUUCACACCCGUCACUCUUUUCGAGGAGGACGGCAGCCCUGUGGAGACCAGGAAGAGAGCCAAGUCUGUACGAUCCAAAGGUCACACUCGAUCACCAGCCACAAUAGCAACGUUGUCCGGCUGGUGGGAUCAUGUUCAAACUCCUUUCAAGGAGACCCACAGCCCACUCACUCCUAAGCCCAAGAGCGAAGCUACUGAUGACGGCAAAAGCACGGCUGGAUGGUGGACAAGAACCAACGAGAAGCAGCAUGUAUCGCCUGUGGCUAUGAAUCAAAACACUCCAUCUGUGGCAUCUGUGGGAGGAAACAUCCAAACUGAACACACCUCAGCGAUGCCCCUUGCCAUAGCCUCCUCCUCGAGAGCACCACCGGUCAGUCCCGUGCAAGGAUCUGGAUCUCAGCAAACCCAGCCAAGUCAAGCUGGAAAGGUACAUCAUCUGGUCCUCGAUGAGGACAUUCCUACCGAGCAGCCACCGCCAUAUGAACCGCCAUCCAAGCAGGUACACUACAGGGCCGUUUUCCCUCCUGGACACCCGCUUCGCGCUCGCUUCCCAGCCUCUCCCGGCCCAUCAUCCCCCGGUUUGGCCAAUACCAUGACGUCGCAGGGCGCAAUCAGCAUGACAGAUGUACCGUUGACACCAGCCGCGAAUCGAUCCAAUCCAAGCCUGCCGGCUGAGCAGCGUCUUCCUGAUCGAGCCAUUGGUACUUUCGUGCCCACUGAGCAUUUUCUAAGCUCGGUGGGCAACUCCCCAGCAGCCAAGGUUGAGCGUCAACGACGGCGCCACGAGAAAGAGGACUUCGUGGCUCGGAAAUUUGAGGGGUUCUGGAAAGGCAGGGGUUACCUGCCGCAGAGUGGCUGUUAUGGCCGUCGUGGCCGUGAGGGCCGUAAGCGGAGGCGUGUUUGUCUCGGUAUCCUAGCUGGUUUUCUAGCUGCCAUCAUCCUCAUAGUCGUCCUGGCUGUCACGUUGACGCGGAACAAGAAGCCACAGGCCAGCCCAUAUUCUCCGUUUCUCAACCUCACCAACUUUCCCCCGAUCCCGACUGGGGUGCUCUCGGUGGUGGGAACGGCCUCGGACGGAAUGAGCGACUGCGUGCAGCCUGCUACGCUUUGGAGCUGCGCCCUUCCCAAGGAGCAGCAGGAGAAGAACAAACCCUUUUCCGCCAACCAGCCCAGCUUUGUUAUUCAAAUCCAAUUUGACAACAACACUCGCCAGCUUUGGGACGUGCCAGAUGGGCCGAUUCCGACCCCUGUUACUAAGGUAAGCAGUCAAAUUAUGAGCUCGAAGCUCAAGACGAGCCUUGCUAAUGGUCAGAAUCAGGGCUCGACACGGCGGGGAGCUGCCAGUAUCUUGCAGUAUUUGAGGAGGAGGAGGCGGGAACGCAGGCAGGCCCAGAUGAUCGACCCCGGUUUCACGCCGUCUCCAGCUCCUCCAUCGUUCCAGGAGAUGUACUUCCUCGGCAACACUUCGGACAAUAUUGUUUCAUCGCGCAAGGCAGGGGAGCCCACCCCAUUCUACAUCACUUUUCUACACUCGAUCAAUGAGACCGCCGGCCCCAAUGUGCUUUCACGGCGGGGCAUCGGGAACGGCAUCGAGGUCGGCGCCAACGGCAACAUUACUACAGUCCUCGACCCUGUCGAGAAAAACCCAGACGGCACAGGGGUGCCGGCAAAGAUGCUGACAUUUCCCGUGCAGCAACCGUUGCGCUUGUUUGACCGAGGGCUCCCUACAGAGCACUACGGUUUCUACAAUUUCUUCGACAAGACAGUCUACCUCAAGUCUAUCACCCCGCUCACCAACGGUACCUCUCGCUCGGGGGAUGUCCCCACCGACGAGAAAGGCGGAUCUCUCGAGACGGAGGCCAAGUUCUUUGUCUUGUGGGCGCAGACCAGGUUCCACGUGCAGAUCUGGACUCGUACGGAUAACACGACGAGUCUGCUUGGGUCGAGGAUCGACGCAUCCGGCAACGCAGUCCCGAUCAGCAACAGCACACAGCCGGGGACCUUUCCUUACCCGAUUACGAUCGGGGAGGAUCUGCACGGCGGGAACCACGACAAGAAGGGGACGCUGGCCUACCCUGUGGAUGACAGGCAGAAAAUCGUGGAGACGGACCCCAAGACGGUGCUGGUGGACUAUGGCUUCCUGGGGACGAGCGUGAACCACGAGGCGGAUCCGAGCUGGGGUGGCAUCGACGGGGGCACGGGCGGGUGCCGGUGUGCAUGGACUAACUUCCGGAAGACUAGGCCGGUGUAA